UCACCUACUUUAUUACGAAAAGCAAAACCAUUUAUGCAACAACUUCGUAAAAAAAAAGACAAAAUUUAUGUAAUCAAUCAUCAAAAAAGUCGACCCAUCUUAUUGAGAUUACAUCUUUUCAGCUUUACACGGUUAAUCUUUCCAAAAUUCACCAAGCAUUUGUGGGAAAUUAUACGAGAAUCUGAUUGGUAAACUGAUGCCCACCAGGUGUUUGUUAAAAUGCCUCUACGAGUUCCUUUUUGUUUUACUCUAGUUACAUAAGUUACUUUGUUGGUAAUAAAAAGAUGGAACAUGUGGUCUGUGGAAAAUAUGAUUUGUAUCUCCUAUGUUUACCUUUCAUGGGGUUCUUUUAGGGAUCAUGAUUAGGUUUUCAAUUUUUUAUCAGAUGUCCAGACAGAUGAGAAAGAGACAAGCCUUUUUCACGACUUCAUAAAAACUGAUGGAUAAAUAUCAAGUUAUACAAAAACACUCCACAUGCAUAUUUCUUGUAGGCUUCAGUUUUCGACCUUUCUUUUUGUCUUCAUUCUGAUAAUUUCUCGGAAACUUGAGGGUGUUUUUAGUCUUGCUCAUUAUCUUUAACUAAUACCCCAUGCUUCUUUCUAUCUGGAGGUCCAUCUACUUCACAGUUUCUUGGAGGCUUUAUUAGCUCUUCUUAUCUUGAAGCGUUUUAAUGGGUGAAUCUAUGGUGGAAGCACAAAACAUUCAAAACAAGAUGAGAGAAUCAGUCGCCUCUCGUGAGACUUUGGGAGUAUCGGUUUCUUUCGGUAAAUAUGAGAACGAUUCACUUUCAUGGGAGAAAUGGUCGACUUUUUCACCGAAUAAAUACCUAGACGAAGUCGGAAAAUGCUCGACGCCCGGAUCUGUAGCGCAAAAGAAAGCCUUUUUCGAAGCGCAUUACAAGAAAAUCGCCGCCAUGAAAGCUGAAGCAGAGGCGGAGGCGGAGGCGGAGCUAUUAAAUCAACAGAAAGCAAGGGAAACAGGUCCUUCAAGAUCAGACGAUUAUCCACAAGACAAUUUCGAAGAAACUAAGAAAGAACAAGAAGAAGUUAUCGAAAUUAAGCCUUGCGAAACCGACGAAGAACUCCAAGUCGAGAUUUCAACAAUGGAGGCAUCUGAAAAAUGUCAAGACGCGAACGAAGAAGAAGUUUCUUCAGUAAAAGACGAAAGCUUUAAAGAAGUUUCCAUGAUUGUAUUAAACAACAGUCGUGAUAAUCCACAAGAAGCUAUUCUAGUAAAAAACGAUACCUUUCAAGAUGAAUCUGAGCAUUUGUUACAAUCUCAAACCCCGAUAGCGUUAAACAUCAAUGGCGACAAGCUCGAUGAAGCUGUUUUGGUCAACGAUGAGAGUAUGAAACUGGUCAAACAACAUUUCAAAGUCGAUUUAGAAGACCCUAAAGAAAUUAAGCAAGAAACUCCAAAACCAAAAGCUAAAAAGGUAAAUCCAACGAAAUUAGAAACGAAGAAGAAACCAACGUCAAUUAUACCCAAAUCCCCUGAAACAUCAUCGACAAAAUUAUUAAAACCAAAAGCAACUCCUACACCCAUGGCUUCCACUCGAUCAUCAUCAUCAAAAAAAGCAAAUGCCACGUCAUCAUCAUCAUCAAAGAGCAUAAGAACUGCUCCAAUGUCGCUUCAUUUAUCAAUGAGUAUGAAUUCUGUAACUUCUGAUACAGCUUCUUCUUCUGUUGCUUCAUCAAGAAGACGAUCUUUAUUCAUGGAGCAAAUGGGGGAUAAGGAUAUUGUUAGGCGAGCUUUUAAGACUUUUCAAAACAGAAUUAAUGAAUUACCCAAUGAAAUCAAACAGACACCAAUAAAGGAAACAGAGUCCAAGGCUUCAACUUCCAUGGCAUCUCAGAAAGAAAAUGAAAGGUCAAGAAAAGCAGCUGAGAAAAUCAAUCCUGUUAGAGGGAAAUUAGAACAAACAUGGAAAUCCGAAUCAUUAGGGAAAAAGGCAACAUCAUCAUCAUCAUCAGUAGUUUUGAGAAGCAAUGAAAGAGCCGAAAGACGAAAAGAGUUCUUCAAGAACUUAGAGCAAAAGUCAAAUGCUAGAGAAGCAGAAAGAACUCAAAUUAAUUCAAAAUCAAAGGAAGUAAAAGAAGCUGAGAUGAAAAAGCUUAGACAGAACCUAAGUUUCAAAGCAAAACCAAUGCCAAGUUUUUAUAAAGCACAAGGGCUAUCAAAAAGCACUUCAGAAAAGGAGGCUAUAAAAAAUGGAACACAAAGGCGACCAGAUUCACAUAAUAGGUGAUGAUAUAUUGUUGUUGUAGUAGAUCCUUUUGAGUGUUUAAUUUUAGAAGAAAGAGAGUCGUGAAAAUUGAUUUAGGUAAAUUUGUAAUUUUGUUUAAUGAACUUGUGAAGUUCUUUUAGAUGAAUUUAUUAUGAGGAUGUUUGUUAAGAUGUAGAAAAGUAGGGCCCACCAUCAAGUAUAGUCUUGGAUAUUGUGUGUAAUGUAAUGUCACUCUUUUUGUA
Lactuca sativa (garden lettuce) is the source of this 2469-nucleotide messenger RNA. RefSeq names its product triadin. The record is from RefSeq and is a predicted model, not a curated record. NCBI's taxonomy places the organism in Eukaryota, Viridiplantae, Streptophyta, Magnoliopsida, Asterales, Asteraceae.